UUAAACGGUGAAGUUGUGUGACGGUGUGAUUUUAUAUGAGCAUGUGUCUAUUAAAAAACUAAAAACAAAUUACAUAUUCAAAAAUAAAUUAAAGAAUUACGAAAAUAAAAACCAAUAAAUUGUUACAAAAUCACAAAAAAGAUAUAAGCAAUCUCUCUAGUAGUGUGUGCAAAAAGAAAAAUAUGAAAUAGAAAUUAUUCAGCAAAGAAAGAUAAAUGAGAGGAGCAUAAUAAAUAAAUAAAAAAAAUCUAAAAACAGGGUGUCGAAUAGACAUUUGCAGUUUUGUAUAUAAAGAAAUAGCAACAAAGUGAAUAAUACAUUCAAUGAUUUUACAAUUAAGAAUUUAAAGUGAUUGAGUAAAUUAUAUUAUUGACUACAGCUAGCCUGUGGGGCACAAAGUCCAACAAUUAUUUAAAUUUGUUUUAGUACAGGUCUCCAAUGAGCCAUCUUUUGGAGAAGCCAAAUAUUGCAAUGCCCAUUAAGACAACUGGUGGUCAAUUUUCCACAGCUGCCGCCGCCGUCACUGCAACCGCUAAUGCUAAUUUAAAUACAAACGCCAUCAAUACAACCGCAACAAAACUAAACAAUGAGUCUGCAAUAGCAUCCGAUCAUCAACAACAACAACAACACCAGCCAGAAAAUGAUAUUAAAAGUCCGGAAGCAAUAGCAAAUACUUAUCAAACGGUUAUAGUUAGUUUAACAGCAGGCGCUGUUGCGGGGGCACUAGCCAAAACCACCAUUGCUCCUCUGGAUCGUACAAAAAUUAAUUUCCAAAUCAACAAAAAUGUACGCUACACAUUAAAAGGUGCCAUAGAUUUCCUUAAACAAACCCAUGCCAAAGAGGGUACAUUGGCGUUAUGGCGUGGCAAUUCUGCCACCAUGGCCCGUAUAGUGCCUUAUGCUGCCAUACAAUUUACGGCCCACGAACAAUGGAGGAAAAUUUUACACGUGGAUAAAGAUGGUACAGACACCAAACUGAGACGAUUUUUAGCGGGCUCUUUGGCGGGCAUAACCUCACAAUCACUGACUUAUCCCUUGGAUUUAGCAAGAGCACGUAUGGCUGUUACAGAUAAAUAUACUGGUUAUAGAACUCUGCGCAGCGUUUUUGUUAAAAUUUGGGUUGAAGAGGGUCCUCACACCCUGUAUAGAGGUUAUUGGGCAACGGUGUUGGGUGUUAUACCUUAUGCGGGCACCUCCUUCUUUACAUAUGAAACAUUAAAACGUGAAUAUACGGAAAUGACUGGCAAUGCUAAACCAAAUACUCUAGUCACUUUGGCAUUUGGCGCUGUAGCUGGUGCUGUAGGACAAACAUCUAGCUAUCCAUUAGACAUUGUGCGAAGACGUAUGCAAACAAUGGGUGUAACCCAAGAUGGACACAACAAAUAUCCCACCAUUUAUACCACAUUAAAAACUAUAUAUAAGGAGGAAGGCAUCAAGAACGGUUUUUAUAAAGGUUUAAGUAUGAACUGGAUUAAAGGCCCCAUUGCUGUUGGCAUUAGUUUCUCUGCUUACGAUUUGAUUAAAGAAUUACUGCGUGAAUUAUUUCAUUUGAAACGUGGCCGAAGCUUGACACCAGUUUCCAAUUAGGUUUUAUAUUAUGUUUGUUCUACUAUUACAACCCCUCAAUGUCAAUACUUUGUUGUUAUUUAAUUGUAUAAUUUAACCACAAGCAAAAUAUUUAAGUUUUCUUAGUUUCUUUAAUAAUAAUUUUGUCUUUGUAGAAAAAAAAAACAAAUUGUAAAUUUGUUUUUAGUUAAGCUUUAACCAAAAAACAAAAGUUUAUAAGAAAUAGUUGUUAUUUUGAAAGUCUUGAAAGAAACGAGUGUUUAAUUUUUAUUCUUAGAAUAUUUUUUAAAUUUAUAAUACAAAAUUUAAGCUGUACAAAUUGAUUUAAAUAGGUUUUGUUAAAUCUUUAGAUUCUUCCCUAGCUUAAACCAACCUAAAUAUACAUAAAAUUUUUUAAAUUAAAAUGUUGUUUCAAACUGUAUUUUGUUCCUGUUUUAUUACUUUUUUUGUAUACGCCUAUUUUUUUUUUAUUUAAACUAAAUACGCACAAUAUAAGACAAUAAUAAAUAAUUUACAUAAAAAUACAAGAUUUUGAAACAAUUGAGAAAUCAUUUUCAUAAUAAUUACUAUACACAUACAUAUAAUACAAUAACAAAUAGGCAAUUUUUCAUGUAAAACUCAUGAAUUUAUAUAAUAGAUUCAAUGAUUAUACUUACAUACAUAUAAAAAUCAAUGGCUUGGAAAUUUAAAUUUAAAAGUCGUGCUACUAUUAUACAAUACAUACAAAUUUCGUCUAUUAUAUAAUUGUGAUUGAUUAAGGAUUUUUUGUAUAAAUUAAUUUAUAACAAAAACAAGAGUGUGUAUUUAUUGUAGAAGAAGAAAUUAAAACUAAAAAAACAAAUUAUUAUAAAGUUUAAAUUGUAUAUACUAAAUAAAAGAAAAUUGUUACGAAAUUAA
This is a messenger RNA of Calliphora vicina (urban bluebottle blowfly), 2463 nucleotides long. It is a transcript of the gene DPCoAC, whose product is annotated as dephosphocoenzyme A carrier. Gene Ontology annotation, biological process: transmembrane transport. The record is from RefSeq and is a predicted model, not a curated record. Lineage: Eukaryota; Metazoa; Arthropoda; Insecta; Diptera; Calliphoridae. The transcript is spliced from 8 exons. Bases 439 to 1587 code for a protein of 382 amino acids. Gene Ontology annotation, cellular component: mitochondrial inner membrane.